Molecule: messenger RNA, 3714 nt
Organism: Impatiens glandulifera
Lineage: Eukaryota; Viridiplantae; Streptophyta; Magnoliopsida; Ericales; Balsaminaceae
Product: probable disease resistance protein At5g63020
Exons: 5
Coding region: 1-3714 (1237 amino acids)
Molecular function (GO): ADP binding
Source: RefSeq, a predicted model, not a curated record
AUGGCAGAGUGGAUGUUUGAGCCAAUACAACGAGAACUUGGCUAUCUCUUGUGUUUCAACAGUAACAUUCAAGAGCUCGAAACUCGACUUGACGAACUAAAAGCAACCAGAAGCGACAUACAAAGAAUGGAAGAUGCAGAAAAGAAGAUGGGGAAAACUCUGGGUGAUCGCGCCCAGUUGUGGAUUCGGAAGGCAGAUAGAAAGAUUGUAGAAGCACAGAGUGUUCUCAAUGAUAAGGCGGACCUUAAAAAAGGGUGUUUCUCCAUCAAAUGGUGCCCUAAUCUAAUUUUGCGUUUUUCUUUGGGCAAGAAAGGGAAGAAAUCAUCUUUGGUUCUCAUCGAACUUCAAUCAUCUGGUGGUCAGUUGCCACACACGUGUCAUUCCUUACCUAUGCCGUCUAUAAAUAUGCGCGAUUAUAAUGGCGAUGCUUUGAAUUUCGAGAGUCGGAGUAAGAUUAUGGAAGACAUAAUUGAGAUGCUACUGGAUGAAGAGACAAUGUUAAUAGGGAUAUGCGGAAUGGGAGGGAUUGGAAAGACCACAUUCGCCAAGCAAGUCCUCCAAAAGGUAAAUGACUCUUAUAAUCAUUUAUUUGAAAUUCAAGUUAUGUCCACUGUCUCUAAUAGUCCCAAUUUCAAUGCUAUUCAACAAGAAGUUGCACAUAUGUUAGGGUCUUCCCUUAAGGACGUAGAUGGUGAGAUUGCAAGAGCACACCAUUUACGAAAUGCUUUUAGUAACAAGAAAGUUGUUGUCUUGUUGGAUGAUGUUUGGAAAGAGUUUGAUUUAAAUGCAAAAGGUUUUCCAAUAUCAAAAUCAGAUGAUGGGUGUUGCUGUAAAAUUAUUUACACAUCUAGAAACAAAGAUUUAUGGUCAGGUGAAAGUAACAUCACCAAACAAGAAUUCUCUCUUGAUGCAUUAUCAUUUGAAGAAGCCUUGAAUUUGUUUAGUAUAAAAGUGGGUCUACAUGGUGAUGAUGAUACUGAUUUCCCUUUGAAGAAUAAAAUAGCAAGACAAAUAGUUGAUGAAUGUAAGGGACUACCCCUCGCACUUGAGGUUACAGGAGGCGCUCUUGUAAAAAAGAGAAAAUAUGCGUGGGAGGAUAUGUUUUUCAAGUUGCGGAAUCAACAAUUACACAGUGACAAGAUACACAAUGUCGUGCAGACGAGUUAUGACUUCUUAGAAGAUCCCAAUGCCCGACGCUUGUUCUUACUUUGCUGCUUAUUCCAAGAAGACAAAGAGAUUCCUAUCGAGACGUUGUAUCGUUUUGCAGUGGGUUUGCAACUCUUCAAUGGUAUGAAUGACCUAAAAUGUAUAAGUGACCGUGUUUACACCUUAGUAGACGAUCUAACGAGGAGAAAUCUGAUAAUAAAUGUUAAAGAACAUGCAGUGAAGAUGCAUGAUGUGGUGAGAGAUGUGGGAAUUUCAAUUGCAAAACAAGAAGAGAAUAAUAUUAAUUUUCUUGAGUGUGAUGGUGUUGACAAACUAGAAAAUAUUGUUACUCCACGCACUAAGAUGAUUUCUAUAUUGUUCAAGAAGAAUGAUCUAGAAGUCCCUAAUACCAUGGAAUUUCGAGGCUCUAAAUUGGAACUACUACGGUUGGAUAGUUCAUAUUUUCACCAACCAAAUAUUAAAUUACCAGGAAAUUUACUUAGAGGGGCGGAUAAUCUCAAAGUUCUAGAUAUAGUCAGUCAUCAAGGUAAAAUUAGUGAGUUUCCAUUAUUUUUAUCUUUUCCGUACUUAUCGAAGUUGAAGAUGUUAUCCCUAGAGAGAUUGAGUUUGAAUAUGAGAAUAAGUGUAUCUUCUAUUGGACAUAUUAAGUGCUUGGAGAUCCUUUGUCUUCGAAGUUCAAAGAUAAGAGUUUUGCCAAAUGAAAUAAGUGAGUUAACAAACUUAAAAUUGUUGGAUUUGUCUCGGUGCAAGUGUUUCAUAAGCAAUGGUAUUCUUUCGAGGCUUACGAAUCUACAAGAACGGUACAUGUGGCAUGGUUUCAAAGAUUGGAGGCUAUUAAAAGAAGACGUUAAUGGUGGAGAUAAUCAUGCAGCAGGACUUGAUGAGUUAAAUUUGUUACAUAAAUUGUGGAGACUGGAAUUGGAGGUACCCAACAUUGAACAAGUGCCGAGAGGUGUUAAACUAUUUUCUUGUUUAACAUUAUUAGCACAAUUCAAGAUAAGAAUAGGAGGAGGAAGACAAUAUAUUAAAUUUGAAAGUGGAGAAAGACAACUGUGGAUAGAGAAUGUUAGAGACAAUACCAGUUUCUUACAUGAACUUGGGGUUUUAAUAGAAAAAGACGUUACUAAUUUAUAUUUGUGUGAUGAUCCUGACAUGGGGGAGAAGAUGCAUUUAAACAACUUCCUAUCAUUGAAAGAUAUUGUGCUUAAACAUUGUGGUUCUCUUUUUCCACACUCACAAUCCAGAUCACCCCAUAUUUCUGGACGUAAUUUUCGACGUAUCGAAAUAUAUGGAUGCAAUCAAAUGAGGCACUUAUGUUCUACAUCAAUAUCAAGGAAUCUCACAAAGCUUAAAGUUCUUGUUCUCCAAGAAUGUGAAAUGAUCGAAGAAGUUGUUAGUUUUUGUGAUAAGACAGAACAACUCAAUAAAAUUGAGUUCAAUACAAUGGAAACUCUUAAGCUUUGGGAGUUGUCUAGUCUGGAAUAUUUUUGCAAAGGAAUCAAUUUGGAAAUGCCUUGCCUGGAGGAGCUGAGUAUGAUAUCUAUUCCAAAUAUUGAAACUUUGUGCAUGCCACCAUCAUUACAAAAGUUGAAUAUGGAUAGUUGUGACAACUUUCAAUAUGUUGACUUCUCUAAUAGCUUGGUUAUUUCUCAUCUUAGAAGGUUAACCAUUAAAAAUUGUAGAAGGUUGAAAGGAGUAGUAGGAGUAACAACGGAGGCAGAAGAAAGGCAACCGAGAAAAUCAAUUGAAUUCACUAAUUUGUCAACAUUGGACCUUGAAUCCUUAGAUGAACUCGCGAGUUUUGUCAUCGACGUCAACAAUAUGGGCGACGAAGAGAAAAAGUCGCAAAGUGCACUAUUUUAUCACAAUGAUUAUCAGGUCUCCUUUCCUUGUUUAACAGAGUUGAAGAUAUCCGGAUUGCCAAAGAUAAAUUAUAUAUUAGGAUGGAAAGAGGGAGAAGGAUAUCCUCAUCAUCAUGAUAAGAGGUUUCCUCCAGGACUUGGAAUCCUUUUGUUUCAAAACUUGAAACAAUUGAAAAUCUUUGAUUGUGGGAAAUUGAGAUAUUUGUUUUCGGAGAAUAUAGGUAGAGUCACUGCCAAGAAUCUUGUGAAACUAGCUAUUAAUAAAUGUCCAAUGAUGGAAGUGGUGAUGAAGAAAGAGGAAGAAUUAAUAAUAGAGGAUGAUGAUGAUAAGGAAGUGGGUAAUUCUCUCGGAAAUACUCAUUUCUUUCCACUCCUUAAGAAAUUGAGUCUUCUUUAUCUAUCGGGUUUGAGGAGCUUUAGUAAUGUUGCUUAUACUUGGGCCUUGCCAUCACUACAGCAUCUCACUGUGUUAACAUGUCCUGAACUAGAGGCACUCUCUCCCGACUAUUUGGAUUCUCCAAGACUUCGUCGUUUCCUUUAUGAUUAUAGAAAACAAAAGGAAGAGAAUUGGAAAGGUGAUGUUAACAAAGCAUUGAGUCAUUUAUUUAUCAAGACAUACAAAGAAGCACAACCAGUAGAGAAACUAGAGAACAUGGAUGAAGAAGAAGAUGAUGAUGAAGAAUGA